UUCCUGCAGCAGCCUCUCCUCCUCUCCUCUCCUCCUCGGCCGCUCGCUCCUGCCUCCCCGCCCGCGACAGCUCAGCAGCGGUGUGGUCGCCCCGGACGAGCGCUAACGGAAACUCUCCGCACCGACAGGCCUCCUCCUCCCUGCUAGAGUCACUGCGGCGGCGGCGGAUACUCAGCUUACACACGCAGAGAGGAGCCUUACGUCUCGACUUUAAAUUUGCUCUUUUAUCUGAACGCCUCGGUAGAAAGCAAAGAAGAAAAGGAAAGAAAAAAGAACCAGCCAGUCUUGAUAAUGGCGACAGCUGCCGUGUCUGCCCCCGCUGGCUGCGGCCCCAGCCCCGGACCGGGAACCGAGCUGGUCCGCGGACAGGCCUUCGACGUCGGGCCUCGGUACAGCAACCUCUCCUACAUCGGGGAGGGCGCCUACGGGAUGGUGUGCUCUGCUUAUGAUCGUGACAACAAGACACGCGUGGCCAUCAAGAAGAUCAGCCCCUUCGAGCACCAGACCUACUGCCAACGCACCCUGAGGGAAAUCAAGAUCCUGCUGCGCUUCAAGCACGAGAACAUCAUCGGGAUCAAUGACAUCAUCCGGGCGCCCGUCAUCGACCACAUGAAGGACGUAUACAUCGUCCAGGAUCUCAUGGAGACGGAUCUCUACAAGCUCCUGAAGACCCAACACCUGAGCAACGACCACAUCUGCUACUUCCUCUACCAGAUCCUACGAGGACUCAAGUACAUCCAUUCUGCCAACGUCCUGCACCGCGACCUGAAGCCCUCCAACCUUCUCCUCAACACCACCUGUGAUCUCAAGAUCUGUGACUUUGGUCUGGCCCGUGUGGCUGACCCUGACCACGACCACACUGGCUUCCUAACAGAGUAUGUCGCCACGCGUUGGUACAGAGCUCCAGAGAUCAUGCUCAACUCCAAGGGCUAUACCAAGUCCAUAGACAUCUGGUCGGUGGGUUGCAUCCUGGCUGAGAUGCUGUCAAACAGGCCCAUCUUCCCUGGGAAGCACUACCUGGAUCAGCUCAACCACAUUUUGGGGAUCCUGGGCUCUCCCUCCCAGGAAGAUCUCAACUGCAUCAUCAACAUCAAGGCCAGGAACUACCUGCUGUCGCUGCCGGUGCGCUGCAAAGUGCCCUGGAACCGCCUCUUCCCCAACGCCGAUCCAAAAGCUCUGGACCUGCUGGACAAGAUGCUCACCUUUAACCCCCACAAGAGGAUCGAGGUGGAGGAGGCGCUGGCCCACCCCUACCUGGAGCAGUACUACGACCCCACAGACGAGCCCGUGGCCGAGGCCCCGUUCAAAUUCGACAUGGAGCUGGACGACUUGCCCAAAGAGACGCUGAAGGAGCUCAUCUUUGAAGAAACGGCUCGCUUCCAGCCCGGCUUCAGGUCCUAACGGCCCCCACAGGUACGCACAGGAGAUUCUGCGGACGGGUUCUGCGUCGCCACUGCUCCUCCCCGCCUCCACUCUGUUGCUGUGAUUUUGUUUUUUUUGGGUUAUUUUUGGGGUUUUGCUUUGUUUUUAUUUCUCCUCCCCUGAUGUUCGCACCGCCUGGAUUCCUCCGGUCUCUUAUUUUCUCUCGGCAAGUCCACUUUGCUCAGGAACGGCGUCAGGAAUCAAUCAGUCAUCCUGUCUCUCAGCAGAGAGGUGAGGUGGGGGGGGGGGGGUCACACGUCACAGCUUAUGGUUUGGGGGGAAACUGUGUUUUUUGAAGCCAAGAUAAACAACUUUUUUUUGUGUUUAUGUGCGUGUCUCAAAAGGCAUUUGGCUCUUAUGAUUUAAAACUUUUUUUUUUAUGAUAAAUUUGUUUUUUUGUUUUGUUUAUUGGGGUUUUUUUUGUUUUUUGGUGCAACUUCUUUGCACCAAAAAAAAAAAUCAAUCAUUAAAACAAAACAAGUUUUCAUACCUUUUGUUGCACUGUUACAAAAGGAUGCAGUGAUCUGUCUUUUUUUCUUUCUCUCAUUAUGGAAAAAAAAUUUAAUUAAUUCACCUGAUUUAUGCAAUUAUGACAGAAUUCGCCAGACUAUCCUGGCCUGAAGCCAUCACUUGGUGUUGAUGAGGAUGUAUAUUUUAUCAAACCUUGUAUUUUAAUCUCAAACAUACUCACACAAAAGGCCCAGAUAUGAGGACCUCAUAUAACUAUAAAUAUAUAUAUAUAUAUAUAUAUGAAGCCUGAAGAGUCUUAAGAUGUUUUAUUGUUUAGGGUGAAGAUAAGUGAAUCUGAUGAGUUUUCCCAGGAAAAAAGGCCCUUUUUUUUCUUAUUGGCAUUAAAACAUGUAGAUAUGUACCGAACGAGUUCAUUGGAAGUUUCUGCCUUAGCCACGAGGAAAUAAAGGAAAAGUUGAUUUCACACAA
Molecule: messenger RNA, 2361 nt
Organism: Fundulus heteroclitus (mummichog)
Lineage: Eukaryota; Metazoa; Chordata; Actinopteri; Cyprinodontiformes; Fundulidae
Gene: mapk1
Product: mitogen-activated protein kinase 1
Exons: 9
Coding region: 292-1401 (369 amino acids)
Biological process (GO): intracellular signal transduction; protein phosphorylation
Cellular component (GO): nucleus; cytoplasm
Molecular function (GO): MAP kinase activity; ATP binding
Source: RefSeq, a predicted model, not a curated record